Molecule: messenger RNA, 1295 nt
Organism: Dermatophagoides pteronyssinus (European house dust mite)
Lineage: Eukaryota; Metazoa; Arthropoda; Arachnida; Sarcoptiformes; Pyroglyphidae
Product: putative protein phosphatase 2C 6
Biological process (GO): protein dephosphorylation
Molecular function (GO): protein serine/threonine phosphatase activity
Source: RefSeq, a predicted model, not a curated record
UUUCAAUUUGGCUUUUUCUCACCAGUUACAAAAAGUGUAAUAUUUUAGCGGCAAUUUUGUUGUGAAUAAAUUCGAGUCUUUUAUUUUGAAUUCAUUCAUUAAAUAAUGAGUUGGUUUUCUGCUUUACGUUCGAAUGGUCAACAAACAACUUCUGCUCGACAACAAUAUGAAGAUGAACAAUAUCAAGAAGAAAUUGUUGCUCAAUUUUAUCUAUCAUUUCCUAAAUUAGAAUGUGUAUGUAAUGAUUAUUGUGAUGAUGAUAAGCUUUCUGCCGGUGUUGCUUCGGUUCAAGGUUGGCGUGUUAAUCAAGAGGAUGCCCAUAUCUGUGAUCUUAAUUUUGAUCCUGUCAAUCGUUUGGCAUUGUUUGCCAUUUUUGAUGGCCAUAAUGGACCCGAAAUUGCUUGUUACGCUGCCAAACACUUACCUCAAUUGAUUAAAAAUAAUUCCCAUUAUUGGAAAAAAGAUUAUGGCAAAGCAUUGGAAGAAGCAUUCUUACAAUUCGAUUCUUCACUAUUGGACAACGAUGUUAAUAAUGAAUUGAAAAACAUAAGUCACCAAUAUGAAUUAUGUUAUGGCCGUAUAAAACGACGCCAAACUUCGCCAUUAUUAGCAAUGGUGACAGGUUCAACAGCCGUGGUUGCCUUAUUAUGUAAACAGAAUGGCCAGCUGCAUGUGUCCAACAUUGGUGAUUCACGAUGUGCAAUUUACAACAAAAACAAAUCUCAUCCAAUGACCUUGGAUCAUAAACCCACCGAUGCGAAAGAACUUAAAAGAAUUGAAAUGUCUGGAUCUCGUGUCAUAAAUGGCCGUAUCAAUUCGGGUUUAAAUUUAUCUCGCGCAUUUGGUGAUUAUAUGCUCAAAUCAAAUGGAUCUCUUGGCCCGAAAGAACAAGCUGUAAUUGCCUGGCCAGAUUUGACUGUAUCAAACGAAAAGUUCCGUCGAAAUGAUUUUAUUGUUCUUGCCUGUGAUGGUAUUUGGAACUCCAUGAACGAAAAAGAAGCUUGUUCAGUUAUUAAAAAAUGCAUCAAAAAGAAAAUGAAACCUUCGAAAAUUUGUCAGGAAGUAAUUCAGAGAUGUAUAUCACCUGUACGACCGAUAGAUGGUCAAAAUGGUGGCGAUAAUAUGACCUGUAUAGUUGUUAAAUUCGAACAAGAUUUACCCUAGAAUCUAGUUAUUUUAUAUCACUGUUGACCCUUUUUUCAAUUUGAAACACAAGUUCAUUUUUGGGCUUUCAAAAUGUAAUUUUAUUUUUCUUAUCUUUUUAUAAAUAAAAAUUCAAAGAGAAUCGCAAAGAA